AUGGAGAAUGAGAACCACUAUUUUCCACACUUGUUAGUAUCACUUUCGGUUCUUCUUUUUGGUCAGAAAGAACAAAACACGUAACAUGCAUAAUAUCCUAAGACAGUGUUUGAGAAUUCACUAUCCCCAAUCCAAAACCACCUCACAUUUCUCAAUCGCAUCUCUUCAAAAGCAGAUUCCUUUCCGUUCUACAAUCUGACCCACCCCACACCCUUUUCCCCUUUAUUCUAUAUUCCAUUUCUCCAAUUAUAUCUCAAUCACGAACCCACUAACAUCCAAACAGACUCCUAUCUGAUAAUUCACUGAUGGCUGCAGAGAGCACGGUGGAACUGGAAUCCUCCAUGAAAGAGCAUAGAGAUGACGAUGAAAAGAGUAAUGGUUUUUCUGUUUCUGCUGUUUCCAUGGAUGUUGAAGGCGGUGAUAAGGACCCGAGUGGUAAUGGUGUUUCAUCUGUGAUUCCUGGGUGGUUCUCUGAAAUUAGCCCAAUGUGGCCUGGAGAAGCUCAUUCUUUGAAGAUAGAAAAGAUUUUGUUUCAAGGAAAGUCUGAAUACCAGAAAGUCAUGGUUUUCCAGUCAUCAACAUACGGUAAAGUCCUUGUUUUGGAUGGAGUUAUUCAGCUCACAGAAAGGGACGAAUGUGCCUACCAAGAAAUGAUCACUCAUCUUCCUCUCUGCUCUAUUCCAAACCCCAAAAAGGUUUUGGUUAUUGGUGGAGGUGAUGGAGGAGUCCUGCGGGAAGUAGCACGUCAUUCUUCAAUUGAAAAGAUAGACAUUUGUGAAAUUGACAAUAUGGUUGUUGAAGUCUCCAAACAAUUUUUCCCUGAAGUUGCAGUAGGGUUUAACGAUCCACGCGUGACACUUCGCAUCGGUGAUGGAGUUGCAUUUUUGAAGGCAGCUCCAGAAGGAACUUAUGAUGCAGUUAUAGUGGAUUCAUCUGACCCUAUCGGUCCUGCUCAGGAGCUUUUCGAAAAGCCGUUUUUUCAGUCGGUGGCGAGGGCUCUUCGUCCGGGAGGAGUUAUGUGCACUCAGGCAGAAAGUAUAUGGCUUCAUAUGGAUAUAAUCGAGGACAUUGUAUCCAAUUGUCGGCAUAUCUUUAAAGGCUCUGUCAACUAUGCUUGGACUACAGUUCCUACAUACCCUAGUGGGAUGAUUGGUUUUAUGCUUUGCUCAACGGAGGGACCUCUUGUUGAUUUCAAGCAUCCGGUGAAUCCCAUUGAUCAAAAAGACUGUCAAAAGUCAGUAAGACCACUCAAAUUCUACAACUCAGAGAUUCAUACAGCAGCUUUCUGUUUGCCGUCGUUUGCGAAGAGGAAGAUUGGUUCCAAAGAAACUUGAGAAGAUUCUCGAGCUCAUGCGGCGGUCGCCGAAUAAGUCAGUGGUUAAAUUUGACAUUGAAGAGUACUUUGUUUAUUUCAGGAGAUGUGUUGUAGGUGAUAAUGGCAUAGUUGAUGGAUUCAUUUAUCAACAAUUUAAAUGUUGAAUUAUGAUUAGCUGGAAGAUGAAAAUUUUGUUUAAUGGAAAUGGUUGCUUUUUAUUUCUUCAA
Molecule: messenger RNA, 1542 nt
Organism: Lathyrus oleraceus (garden pea)
Lineage: Eukaryota; Viridiplantae; Streptophyta; Magnoliopsida; Fabales; Fabaceae
Source: RefSeq, a predicted model, not a curated record